This is a messenger RNA of Suillus fuscotomentosus, 360 nucleotides long. RefSeq lists its product as uncharacterized. The record is from RefSeq and is a predicted model, not a curated record. The transcript has 7 exons. The coding region runs from base 1 to 360 and encodes 119 amino acids. Lineage: Eukaryota; Fungi; Basidiomycota; Agaricomycetes; Boletales; Suillaceae.
AUGCCUGCUACAGGGAAGACCACAGGCUCAUUGGGACAGACCAUAGGAAGACACCAUGUCCGAUUCUUCCUGAAGAACAUAUGUAGCUCAAAAGUCCUUUCAGCAAUCAAACACUCUUCAUUCUUUGCUCCAUCCGUCCCUUCAACACUUUGUCCAGCCCAUGCAUUACUGCGUGAUGAUCCAGCUCAGUCUUCAGCUACAGUCACUGCAGACUUCACACCUGUCGACCUCUUCACGGCCUCUCUACCCCAUUGGGCAAGAUAUACACGUCGCUUUGCCUUCUUGCAAGAGAAGCAGCUAGGCAGACACAGACCCAUAGAAGUGAUUCAAAAGUAUGAAGCUGAAAGUAGAGAAGCAUGA